AUGAAUCUAUUGUGGCUAAUUCUGGCUGUAAAACUGGAAUUUAGUUUGGCCAAGACACAUCAAUUUAAUUUUACUGCUGGAUGGGUUAAUGCCAAUCCAGAUGGUGUCACUGAGAGGCAGAUGAUUGGAUUUAAUGGUGUGUGGCCUAUACCUGAUAUACAUGUCAAUAAGGGUGACCGUGUUGAGCUUUAUUUGACAAAUAAAUUGGGGGAAGGUAUUGGGACGAGUUUGCAUUUCCAUGGAUUGUUUAUGAACAGUAGUUAUGGAAACGCAAACCAAGCAGAUGGUCCUGAGAUGGUCACUCAAUGUCCUAUCAUGAAUGGAGAUAUGUAUCUUUACAAUUUCACCGUUCCAAAUCAAGCCGGUACUUAUUGGUACCAUGCACAUUCUGGUAGUCAAUACGGUGACGGUAUGAGGGCUGCGUUUAUAAUCCAUGACGAAGAUGAACCUUUUGAGUACGAUGACGAGAUGGUGAUCAGUUUGGCUGAUUUAUACGUUGAUCAUUCAUAUGACUUGACAAGGAAAUUCCUUUCCAGAUUUAAUCCCACAGGUGCAGAACCUAUUCCAAGUAAUAUUUUGUUUAAUAAUACCAUGAAUGCCACAUUAAAUUUUGAGCCAGAAAAGACUUAUUUACUUAGAUUUAUCAACAUGGGGUUAUUUGUCUCACAAUUUAUUGCUAUUGAGGACCAUGAAAUGACAAUUGUGGAGAUUGACGGUGUCUUUAUCAAACCAAAUUCAACGGAUUUACUUUCGAUAGCUUCAGGUCAACGUAUCUCUGUUUUAGUAAAAGCAAAGAAAGAAGAUCCAGGAAGGAAUUUUGCUAUAAUGCAAAUGAUGGAUGUUAAUAUGUUAGAUGUUGUACCAGAGGAUUUGGUUCUUAACAGAACUAAUUAUAUAUCUUACAAUGAGGAUUACUCAAAACCUAAAGCCUUUACUGUUCCAGAUUUUAAAUCAGCCACUAAUGACUUUUACUUGAGACCGAUCGACGAAAUAGAACUGUUGGAUAAAUACGAUGUGCAGAUACAGUUUGACGUCAGAAUGGAUAAUCUAGGAGACGGUGUGAAUUAUGCAUUUUUUAAUAACAUUUCCUAUACUAGUCCAAAAAUUCCAACAUUAACAACAUUAUUAACUUCUGGUGAACUCGGUUCGAACCCUCUUAUCUAUGGUGACAAUAUAAAUGCACAUGUGUUGAAAGGUGGGGAAAUUAUUGAAGUAGUUCUGAAUAACUAUGAUCCAGGUAGACAUCCAUUCCAUUUACAUGGUCAUAAUUUCCAAAUUGUUCAAAAAUCUGGUGCUUAUCGUGAAGACAAAGAUUAUCCCCCAGAGGAACAAGAUUCAAUUACUAUCCCAUAUAAUGAGAGCUUCCCAUUAAUGCCAAUGCCAGAUUAUCCUAUGAUUAGAGACACAGUUGUUCUGGAGCCAAAUGGGCAUGUUGUCAUUAGAUUCAGAGCUGAUAAUCCUGGUGUCUGGCUGUUCCAUUGCCAUGUUAACUGGCAUGUCGAACAAGGUUUGGCUGCAGUUUUCAUUGAAGAUCCUCUUGUUCUACAAGAAAGGGAACAAUUGUCAGAUAAUUACCGCCAAAUAUGUUCCCAUGGGGGCUUCAUUAACGAAGGUAAUGCAGCAGGUCAUUCAGAUGAUUGGUUUAAUAUGGAUGAUUUGCCAAGACAAAAGAAUUCACUACCUGAUGGUUUCCAGCUGAAAGGUUACAUUGCAUUUUUUAUUUCAACGGUUAUUGGUUUAUUUGGUCUUUAUACCAUAACCCAGUAUGGAUUGCAAGAUUCCAUUCCUAAUGACCAAGAAGUUUAUUCAAGAUUAAAAUCAAUCCUAGAAGAAAAUAAUCUCAAUGAAUAA
Messenger RNA from Tetrapisispora phaffii CBS 4417, 1851 nucleotides. It is a transcript of the gene FET5, whose product is annotated as ferroxidase FET5. Lineage: Eukaryota; Fungi; Ascomycota; Saccharomycetes; Saccharomycetales; Saccharomycetaceae. The transcript has a single exon. Gene Ontology annotation, molecular function: ferroxidase activity; copper ion binding. The coding region runs from base 1 to 1851 and encodes 616 amino acids. Gene Ontology annotation, biological process: cellular response to iron ion starvation; reductive iron assimilation. The record is from RefSeq and is a predicted model, not a curated record. Gene Ontology annotation, cellular component: fungal-type vacuole membrane.